Messenger RNA from Galeopterus variegatus (Sunda flying lemur), 997 nucleotides. RefSeq names its product vestigial-like family member 1 (gene VGLL1). The coding region runs from base 105 to 845 and encodes 246 amino acids. Gene Ontology annotation, cellular component: nucleus. Lineage: Eukaryota; Metazoa; Chordata; Mammalia; Dermoptera; Cynocephalidae. Gene Ontology annotation, biological process: regulation of transcription by RNA polymerase II. The transcript is spliced from 5 exons. The record is from RefSeq and is a predicted model, not a curated record.
AAGCAGCUCUGGCCAUCAAAACCUGCCUCUUCCCAGCCAUAGACUCUUGUUCUGUCUCAGGUGAUAGUCCGGAAUUAAGCCAUCACUUGUGUCAUUCACCCACAAUGGAAGAAAUGAAGAAGACUGUCAUCCAGCUGCCCAGAAGCAGCCAGAAGCCUAUAAAGACUGAAUGGAACUCCCGGUGUGUCCUUUUCACCUAUUUCCAAGGGGACAUCAGCAGCGUGGUGGAUGAGCACUUCUCUAGAGCUCUGGGAAACAUCAAGAGCCCCCAGGGGUUGAGCCCUUGGGGCCAGAGUAAAGAUGUCAUCCUAAGGAAUGAUAGUGACAUGCCUCCAAAUCAAUGGCGUAUCUCUCCUCCAUGGACAAAGCCACAGCCAGAAGUAUCUCUUGCAAAUGGUGUUGCCAGCCGCAGCUUGAAUGUGCCUGAUCCCGUGGCUGUGGCUCAGUUCCCGCACUCCCUGACUGGGAGCCCCUCCACUCAGCCUGCGGAGCUGUGGCAUUUAUCCUCCCUAGCCAGCCCCAGCUCCCCAGAGCCUUGCUACCCUCAUGCAAUCCUCUCUGGGCACCUGGCUCCAGAGCCCCGUCCUGAUGGGAAAUGUGAGCCCCUCCUAAGUCUCCACCAUCGAGACAAAUGCUUAGCUCGUCCUCAGGAAUCUGCCACGAGAGAGGAUUACAACCCUGUCCAGAUAGCUGGAAGCACGGGAUUGCUCCUCAAUCUGCCUCCCGGCUCAGUCUACCAUAAGAAAAUACAUGUCUCCCCCAACCGUGGACCUGCCAGUAGUAGCCUUGCAAAUGAAACACCGAACCUUUGGGGCCACCCACGUGGAUGCCUGCAGCAUCUUUAGUCAAGUUGGAGGAGAAAGGCAAGGCUCCAAGACAUGGCAGCAAGACCUCCCUCCAGAUGGUUCCAGAUAAAAUAACAAUUUCUCAAAGUUAUUCAUCUCUGCAAUCUGGUAGACAGCCUUGUGUCUAGUGUGAGCUGGGUACCUGCCUGGUG